AUGCCGAACAGCAAAACCCCUUACGACGUGAUUAUCAUUGGUGCCGGCGUCGCAGGCUGCUCUCUCGCUCAUGCUUUGGCUUCUACUCCUCGCAAAGAGCCCCUCAGAAUAGCUCUCGUUGAACGUUCAUUGGAGGAGCCGGAUCGUAUUGUCGGCGAACUACUGCAACCGGGUGGUGUCAUGUCUUUGCAACAGCUCGGUCUCGAACAUUGUUUAGAGGAAAUAGACUCUAUCCCUGUCCACGGAUACUGUGUAACCGAGAAGGAGAAAAUUGUCCAUAUUCCAUAUCCUGCAGGGCACAAAGGACGGAGCUUUCACCACGGGAAAUUCAUCACCAACCUACGAAAUGCUGCGAAGAAGGCAAAGGGAGUAGAUGUUAUCGAAGCUACCGUAAACGACCUCAUAGAAUCCGACCAGAGGAUCAUUGGCGUGGCUGCGACGAAGAAGAAUGCGACAGACAACGAAAAGAUCUCUCUUUAUGCUCAUUUGGUCAUCGUUGCGGACGGUUGUUUCUCGAAUUUCCGUACCAAGGUCAUGGGUCCUCGAGUUUGCAAUCCAGUGACAAAAAGUUAUUUCGUUGGUGUAAUUCUCAACGAUGCGACUCUGCCCUACCAAUAUCACGGAACUGUAUGCCUUACAGAGUCGGCUGGCCCAGUCCUAUUAUACCAAAUUGGUACACACGAUACCCGAAUGCUCGUCGAUGUCAAAGCUCCUGUUCCUUCUGACCUGAAAAGCCAUAUCUUGGAAAAAGUUGUUCCCCAACUUCCAUCUUCCCUUCGAACCUCAGUCACCGACGCCUUACAGGAAGGCAACCUCCGCAAAAUGCCCAACUCCUUCCUUCCUUCCGUCAUGCAAGGCGGAAACGAAUUUGGGACCAAGGAAGGAGUCUUUCUCGUUGGUGAUGCAUGGAAUAUGCGUCAUCCCCUCACUGGUGGUGGUAUGACCGUCGCGUUCAAUGAUAUCGUCAUUCUUCGUGAUAUACUCGCUCAAGUUGGGGAUUUCUCGCGUUGGGAUGAGAUAAGAGAAGGAUUACGUCGAUGGCACUGGGAUCGGAAGUCUUUAGCUUCCACAGUCAACAUUCUAAGCGUCGCAUUAUACGAUCUGUUCGGAGCCAACGAUGACAAUCUUGAAGUCCUGAGGACAGGCUGCUUCAAAUAUUUCGAACUCGGUGGCGAAUGCGUCAACGGACCUGUCUCCCUUCUUGCCGCUGUUAUCCAAUCUCCUGCUACCCUUUUCUACCAUUUCUUUUCCGUCGCCUUUUACUCUAUCUGGGUGAUGUUCACUCACCCGCGCCUUCUUGAGCGAGCCCCUGGAUCAAAACCUCGAUUAAUUGCACCAAGCCUCGCCCAGUACCCCUUCUUAUUUGCGAAAGCUAUUAUCGUGAUCUGGACAGCAAUUCUCGUGUUCGUGCCUUUGCUUUGGACUGAGAUUCGUUGGUGGUCUCCGGACGACAAAAAUGCACGGGCAACAGUACUUUUUCGGUACGGAAUGCCAGUUGCUGCACUAGCUACGGUAGCAUUCGGGGCAUUUCGUUUAACCAUUUAG
Messenger RNA from Lentinula edodes (shiitake mushroom), 1545 nucleotides. Its product is annotated as squalene epoxidase. The transcript has 5 exons. Bases 1 to 1545 code for a protein of 514 amino acids. Lineage: Eukaryota; Fungi; Basidiomycota; Agaricomycetes; Agaricales; Omphalotaceae. The record is from RefSeq and is a predicted model, not a curated record. Gene Ontology annotation, cellular component: membrane; endoplasmic reticulum. Gene Ontology annotation, molecular function: flavin adenine dinucleotide binding; squalene monooxygenase activity. Gene Ontology annotation, biological process: ergosterol biosynthetic process.